AUGCCCCUCAAGAGAAACGUGGAACAAGAUAGUCUGACCCCAGGCACACCCCCAAGUGCAGGCGCCAGCGCAAUCGCUGGCCAGGGCCCAGCAAUUGCUGCCGCCCCAGGGCAAGCCCCAGCCCAGCCCCUCGACCUCAGCAGAAAGGACAAAAAACGCAUCCAGUUCGAAUCAAAAGUCACCAAAAUCAAAUCCUCCUUCACAAAGGACAAAGACUCCCACUACCGCGACAGAUUGACCCUCCUCCAAACUGACUUGACAACCCUCCACCAGGGCAACAACCUCGAAUUCCUACGCAAAUUGCGCGACCUAGAAGAAGACAGAGACCUAGAACUCGUCAGACUGCGGCUCUACGAAGAAUACCGCGUCUACAGGUCCGGCCUGGAGUUCCAAGAAGAUAUAGAAAAGACCAAAGCUGAACACGAACGCAUGAUCAAACUGUGCAAGGAAAUGCUCUACGAAUCCUUGCAAAAAACAAUCAAAAAACUACAAGAAGAACGCCUGUUGCUGGACGUCGCAAACGCUCAAUCUUACUCGAUGGACUACUCUCGAGGCAAGUUCCAAAAACAAACAAGAAGCUAUACCCAAAACAGCAGCAACAACACCUUCUCCGCAUGGGACUCCUCCCCGAACGACGUCAGCCAGACAGAGUCCGGCAACGAAACCGGAGGCAAUGCCACCGAUAGAAGGUCGCUUCGCAGACGUGCAGCAACAAAUCAAAAUCAAUUACAAAACCAGAACCAAUUACAAAACCAGAACCAAACCCAGGGACCCGGAGGGAAACCCCAGGGGAACAGCGACUCGGAACUCAUGCAGUAUUUAAGCGACUCCUCAGAACUACAAGCCCUUCUCUUUGGUGGGAAGGAAAAGGAAAAGAAGAUGGGCCGUGGUCACCAGCGUCUCUCGACCAAGAGCGCCCCAGUACUCCAGUCCCUCACCCAGGACGAGGUAACAGACGAUAUCUCCCUCAUCAGAAAGCUCACAGGCCAGCCACCAGCGCCGUUCAGGUGA
Kluyveromyces marxianus DMKU3-1042 is the source of this 1011-nucleotide messenger RNA. RefSeq names its product Sds3p (gene SDS3). The coding region runs from base 1 to 1011 and encodes 336 amino acids. Gene Ontology annotation, cellular component: Sin3-type complex. The transcript has a single exon. Gene Ontology annotation, molecular function: histone deacetylase binding. The record is from RefSeq and is a predicted model, not a curated record. Lineage: Eukaryota; Fungi; Ascomycota; Saccharomycetes; Saccharomycetales; Saccharomycetaceae. Gene Ontology annotation, biological process: negative regulation of transcription by RNA polymerase II.